UUUUUCAGAUAUCAGCAGGAUCUGUGCCACCCAGAGUUAGGCUUUUUCACCCUCAGCUCCCUGCAAAGAAACAAGAGUGCUAAUCCUGACAAGGCUCCAGGGGAUUAUAACUCCACGGCUUACCUUGAUGAGUAUACUGAAAUAUUCAAGAUGGUUAGCAACAGUACCAGCAAUGCUGAGACUGACUGCAAUGCUACUGAUGUGACAUUUCAGAACUCCCUCUAUGCAGCCACCUACAUCCUCAUAUUCAUCCCUGGUCUUCUGGCCAACAGUGCAGCCUUGUGGGUUCUGUGCCGCUUCAUCAGCAAGAAAAAUAAAGCCAUCAUUUUCAUGAUCAACCUCUCUGUGGCUGACCUUGCUCAUGUGCUGUCCUUACCCCUCCGGAUUUACUAUUACAUCAGCCACCACUGGCCCUUCCAGAAGGCCCUUUGCCUGCUGUGCUUCUACCUGAAGUAUCUCAACAUGUAUGCCAGCAUUUGUUUCCUGACGUGCAUCAGCCUACAGAGAUGUUUCUUUCUCCUCAAGCCCUUUAGGGCCAGAAACUGGAAGCGUAGGUAUGAUGUGGGCAUCAGUGCUGCCAUCUGGAUCAUCGUGGGAACUGCCUGCUUGCCAUUUCCCUUUCUGAGAAGCACCUACUUAGCCAACAACACUGAGUCCUGUUUUGCUGAUCUUGGUUAUAAGAAAAUGAAUGCAGUGGCUUUGGUUGGAAUGAUUACAGUUGCUGAGCUGGCAGGAUUUGUGGUCCCAGUAGUAAUCAUCGCAUGGUGUACUUGGAAAACUACUAUAUCCUUGAGACAGCCACCAAUGGCUUUCCAAGGAAUCAGUGAGCGGCAGAAAGCACUGCGGAUGGUUUUUAUGUGUGCUGCAGUCUUUUUCAUCUGCUUCACUCCUUAUCAUAUCAACUUUAUUUUUUACACUAUGGUGAAGGAAACCAUCAUUAGUAGUUGUCCCAUUGUCCAAAGCACACUGUAUUUCCACCCUUUCUGUCUAUGCCUUGCAAGUCUCUGCUGUCUUUUGGAUCCAAUUCUUUAUUAUUUCAUGGCCUCAGAGUUUCGUGACCAACUAUCUCGCCAUGGAAGCUCUGUGACCCGUUCCCGUCUUAUGAGCAGGGAGAGUGGUUCAUCAAUGAUUAGCUAAAAAUAAAAUAACUCUUCAAUUAUGACUUUAACUAUGUUUCCUAGCUUCUCCCAAAGGCCAGAAUGACCAGCCAAACAAUUGGCUUAAUGAAAGUUUGAGAACAAUGGAAAUCUUGUGUGAUAGUUGUGGUCAUAGGGAUGUAAUGGGGGUGACAGUGUGUAAGAAGUGUGGGAGAGGUAGGGAAGAUAGAAUUUGCCUGUUUCCUCUUUGAAAUUCAAGAUACUUUCUUAAGAAACUUAGCUCAAGUUUUGACAGAUGUUUUCAAGCAAAUGAAAAUUGGAUUAUUUUACCUUAAACAUUUCUUUAGAAAAUAUAUUGUUAAUAAGAUACAAUAAAUACAUGAAUCUUU
Molecule: messenger RNA, 1486 nt
Organism: Odobenus rosmarus divergens (Pacific walrus)
Lineage: Eukaryota; Metazoa; Chordata; Mammalia; Carnivora; Odobenidae
Gene: P2RY10
Product: purinergic receptor P2Y, G-protein coupled, 10
Exons: 2
Coding region: 151-1137 (328 amino acids)
Biological process (GO): positive regulation of Rho protein signal transduction; phospholipase C-activating G protein-coupled receptor signaling pathway
Cellular component (GO): membrane
Molecular function (GO): G protein-coupled receptor activity
Source: RefSeq, a predicted model, not a curated record